AUGUCGAGGGUGGUCAUCUGCCUGCUGCGCUGCGACCUGCGCGCCCACGAUAACCAGGUGCUCCACUGGGCUCAGGAUAACGCAGAUUUCGUGAUCCCUCUCUACUGCUUCGACCCGCGGCACUACCUGGGCACCCACUGCUUCGGCUUCCCCAAGACAGGGCCCCACCGGCUCCGGUUUUUGCUGGAAAGUGUGAAGGAUCUAAGGGAAACGCUCAAGAAAAAAGGAAGUACCCUGGUUGUGAGGAAGGGGAAGCCAGAAGAUGUGGUCCGCGAUCUGAUUACUCAGCUGGGCUCUGUCAGCGCUGUGGCUUUCCACGAAGAGGUCACGCAGGAGGAGCUGGAUGUGGAGAAGGGGCUGUGCCAGGUGUGUAAGGAGCAUGGGGUGAAGAUUCAGAUGUUCUGGGCAUCCACGCUGUAUCAUCGGGAUGACCUUCCCUUCAGGCCUAUUGCCAGGUUGCCUGAUGUCUACACCCAUUUCCGAAGGGCGGUGGAAUCUGAGGCGAAGGUCCGGCCAACCCUGCGGAUGGCAGAGCAGCUAAAGCCUCUGGCUCCAGGGCUGGAAGAAGGGUGCAUCCCUACAAUGGAGGAUUUCGGACAGAAGGAUCCUGUAACUGAUCCACGAACAGCCUUCCCCUGCAGUGGAGGAGAGACCCAGGCUUUAAUGAGACUGCAAUAUUAUUUUUGGGACACGAACCUGGUUGCAUCUUACAAGGAGUCUCGGAAUGGACUGGUGGGAAUGGAUUACUCAACCAAAUUUGCACCAUGGCUGGCGCUGGGCUGCAUCUCACCUCGAUACAUCUAUGAGCAGAUCCAGAAGUAUGAAAGAGAGAGAACAGCAAAUCAGAGCACAUACUGGGUCCUGUUUGAGCUGCUGUGGAGGGAUUACUUUCGGUUUGUGGCCCUGAAGUAUGGCAAGAGGAUUUUCUCACUAAGGGGGCUUCAAAGUAAAGAGAUACCCUGGAAAAAGGACCUUCAGCUCUUUGGCUGUUGGAAAGAGGGCAAAACUGGGGUUCCUUUCGUGGAUGCCAACAUGCGAGAGCUGAGUGCCACGGGCUUCAUGUCGAACAGAGGGCGGCAGAACGUCGCCAGCUUCCUCACCAAGGACCUGGGCCUGGACUGGAGGAUGGGGGCAGAAUGGUUUGAAUACCUGCUGGUGGAUUACGAUGUUUGUAGCAAUUAUGGCAACUGGUUAUACAGCGCUGGCAUUGGCAACGACCCACGGGACAACAGGAAGUUUAACGUGAUUAAACAAGGCCUGGAUUACGAUGGGAAUGGGGAUUACGUCCGGCUGUGGGUCCCAGAGCUACAGGGCAUAAAGGGAGCAGAUAUCCACAGCCCUUGGGCACUGAGUAGUGCUGCUCUCUCCCAGGCAGGAGUAACUCUAGGUGAGACCUACCCACAGCCAGUUGUGACAGCCCCAGAGUGGAGCCGAUACAUCAGCCAGAGGCCUGUUUUAAUCCCAAGGUGCAGUACCAAUUUUUUCAGGCCAGAUUCCUUUGCCAAGAGUGGAAAGUUUAGUGGAAGCAAAGCCUUCUGCUUCGGCCAUGCUGUUGGAGGGCCUGGAUUACUGACCUUCUGGGAUCAGAGAAAGGACUCUGUGAAGUAGCUCCUUGGUGAGACACUGGUUUCAGGCAGUGACGAAACUGGAAGUCAAAAAGCUCCUCUGCCAGGCAA
Pipra filicauda (Wire-tailed manakin) is the source of this 1676-nucleotide messenger RNA. RefSeq names its product cryptochrome DASH-like. Gene Ontology annotation, molecular function: FAD binding; deoxyribodipyrimidine photo-lyase activity; damaged DNA binding. The record is from RefSeq and is a predicted model, not a curated record. NCBI's taxonomy places the organism in Eukaryota, Metazoa, Chordata, Aves, Passeriformes, Pipridae. The transcript is spliced from 14 exons. Gene Ontology annotation, biological process: photoreactive repair. Bases 1 to 1608 code for a protein of 535 amino acids.